Molecule: messenger RNA, 3668 nt
Organism: Melanotaenia boesemani (Boeseman's rainbowfish)
Lineage: Eukaryota; Metazoa; Chordata; Actinopteri; Atheriniformes; Melanotaeniidae
Gene: impg2a
Product: interphotoreceptor matrix proteoglycan 2a
Exons: 9
Coding region: 1-1269 (422 amino acids)
Biological process (GO): visual perception
Molecular function (GO): heparin binding; hyaluronic acid binding
Source: RefSeq, a predicted model, not a curated record
AUGGACUUUUAUAAUCAUUCAAGCAGUAAAACUCAAAUUCUGACUACUCAUGGGGAUUUGGAUGUUGCAGCCACUGGAGACCAAGGAUAUGAAGUGGUGUCAUAUGGUCAUGGUCUCACUAACCACACAGAGGAGGGCAGCACUGGAUUCCCGUUCAGCGUGGCCUUUGGCACAGACCAGGCCAGUGUCGCUAUGCCUGUAAACCCAGGACGAGCUCUGAUGGUGUUCUUCAGCCUGAGGGUGACCAACAUGAUCUUCUCAGAGGAUCUCUUUAACAAGAGUUCAGCAGAGUACAAAGCUUUGGAGCAGCGUUUCCUAGAGCUGCUUGUGCCCUACCUUCAGUCCAACCUCAGUCAUUUUGAGAACCUGGAGAUCCUGAACUUCAGAAAUGGGAGCAUUGUGGUCAACAGCCGGAUGAAAUUUGGGAAGCCUGUGGCUCGUGGUGUCACCACCACUGUUUAUUUGAUCCUGGAGGACUUCUGUAACACAGCCUACCAGACCAUGAAUCUGGCCAUUGAUAAAUACUCGCUGGACGUUGAAUCAGGUGACCAGGCCGACCCCUGUAAGUUCCAGGCUUGCAACGAGUACGCAGAGUGUAAAGUCAACAAGUGGUCAGGGGAAGCGGAGUGUGUCUGUAACGCAGGUUACUUCAGCGUGGAUGGCCUACCAUGUCAGAGUAUCUGUGAGCUGCGUACGGACUUUUGCCUCAAUGACGGCAAGUGUGACGUCAUCCCCGGUCAGGGAGCCAUAUGCAGGUGUCGAGUUGGAGAGAACUGGUGGUACAGAGGUGAACACUGUGAGGAGUACGUAUCAGAGCCACUGGUGGUUGGCAUAGCGAUCGCUUCUGUGGCUGGCUUCCUGUUGGUGGCUUCUGGAGUGCUCUUCUUCCUGGCCAGGACAUUACGGGACCAGUAUGACAAGGAUGAAUCAGAGGAUCCCAUACGGCGGGCAGAGAGCCUCCCAUCUUUGGAGAGAGCGACCAAGUACAACCCAAUGUAUGAGAGUGAAGCAACGACGGGCUACAGCCAUUACUACCGACGUUACCCUGAAGCUCCCGUGUACAGCAGUGCCAGCGCAGAGGCCUCCACUGACUUCAGUAGUGAGGAGAUACGACACAUCUAUGAAAACAGCGAACUCACUAAGGAGGAAAUCCAAGACAGGAUACGCAUCAUUGAACUCUACGCUAAAGACCGGCAGUUUGCAGACUUUGUGCGGCAGCAUCAAGCUGUCCUGGAUACCCGCAGAGAGAGCUCCUCCACGUACACAUGAAACUCUCCAGUGGACAAACAGAAACAAACCUCUGAUUUAAAAAGUAAAGCUACUUGUCAAGACGUUGAUCUUCGCCAUGUUCCUCCAAGCCUGGAUAGUACUGUUUGAAACGUAUCAUCCUCCAGCACUAUCUCAACAUUAAGGCUGCGUCUGUCCCCGUCUGUGCAGGCAGAGGUGUUGACAGCUCCUCCAUGUUCCUCUGUGCCUUUUCUUAACUGGGUGAGCUCACUGUGAUAUUAAGGCUUACAGUAUGUCUGCUCAUGUGUUUGCUGCUUACCUGCUGGACUUCUUCCUGUAAAGGAAAACUGGACCACAUCCUAUUACUUGAAAUGUUGACACUGAAAUAUACCAAGUUGUAGUUUUUGUUUAGUGUCAUAUUUGUUUCUUUUCAUCAUGUUUUAAUUGUAAAAAUGUGUAUAGUUAAACUGACAUGUUACUAGUUUUUGUCUCUGUGCUCAGACUGGCUUUUUAGAUCUUCUCAGAGAGGCAAUGAGAUUUUUGUUUUAGUCAUUGGUGCUAUUAUAAUUUAAAAUAUUCUUUGAAAGGUUCUUGUCUUUAAUUAAUCAUAAACAAUUUGACUGUAACAUUUUGGGAAAUACACAAAGAGGCCAAAUCACUGUUUACACAUGGACGCUGGCUUUUUGUAUGCAGGUGGUGGACACGCACAUGUUAUAGAUGGGUCGGCUCCUUGCACUGAACACAGAAAGGCACACAGGGCUCCUUUUAAAUGACUCUUUCCAUCUAGCAGCCACUAUAUUCACUAUGGAAUAUUACAGCUUCAGGUUGUUGCCUUCCUGUCCCGAUCAAUAAAUUGGGCAGCAUUAUGGGCAAAACUUACCACAUUUGCAUAUUUUAUAUUAGUUCUAAAGUUGUGGAUAACAGUUAUAUAUAAUCUUUUGAUAACAAGCAUCCACUUGUGUUCUGGUUCAUGCACAGUGACAUGCUUGCAGAUUAAAGUCUGCAUGGUCCCACCUAUUAAAAUGUACUUGAUGUGGAUUGUUGAAUAUAAAUAUCAGUUUUCUUUGACUGAGCAUCUACUUUUGUAAAAUGUUAAGCUAGCAGCCAUUAGUUUAAUUUGAGCUAACAGCCGCAAUGCAAACUAAAUCAGCCAAAUAGGCAUUUCUGCACUUGGAGUUUUGUGGCUGAAUGUGUUAUUGCUCUUUAAUAAUAAUUAGUUUUGAAUAUAAGAGGGAAGUAAUGUUGAAAAGUUACUGUGACCAGCCAGUCCUUCACCAGAUGGACAGCUUGGACUGGAGAAGGCUCGUUCAGACAGAGAAUGGAUGGAUAUUUUUCUGAGGAAAUAAAACCAGACAUCACAUAUCUACAGCAGAGGUUCAGCACACAUUUGAAAGAGUAGAAGUUCAACUGCUGUCUUUGGACAUUACUUAAUAAAUGUUCCAGAUGAAAAACCUUAAGUUAUAGCUGAAAUAAAGCACUGAAGGUUGUGGUGAUGAUGACCAUUCCUGCAAAAAUUCUCUCUGUGUGGAUUUGCCAUUAGAGGUGCUGUACUUUUGCAGUCAUCACCAGACAGAGCUAUGCUAUCAAUCUCCAAGCUUUGAGCUAAGCUAAAUAGCUGCUGACUGUAGCUUUGCAUUUAAUGUACAGAUAUCUCUCUUCCCAUUUAGGUCUAAACCUAAAACUAUUCAUUUAAGACUGCUGAGUGUAAUACUUCUCUGUGUACAGUACCAUUCAUUAAUAUCAAAAUGUUAUUUGACAGUCUUAAUGUUUAGCAGAAGGUUUCUUUUGUCAUUUUUCUUAUGGCAGGUGAUUUUUCUGUCCUUUUAACAGCUGCAUCAGUGAAAAGCUUUUGUGUCUGUAUGAAAAGUUAGGCAAGAGAGAAAAGAAACAGCGCUGAGGGAAGUGAGGUUGAGAGCUUGAGCCCUCUAUACAGAAAUAACUGAAAACACGUUUCAGUGGAAAAAUGCUCUGAGGCAUGCAGCCCAGGGAUUUGUUCAAACAAUGUGCUUUCAGAUGUCACAUGUAAUGCAAUGUAGAGAACAAGAAAAAAAAAAGAAAAGCAAGCUGAUAAACAACCCACACGGCCUGGAAAAGACCACCUGUAGCUGAAAAAAACCCUGAAAAACUAGCAAUUCUUAGAAAAGGAUCUGUCCCUUGACUACCUAUUUGGCUUCUUUAUCUGGAACCAUGUGACGGACUAAUUCCAGUGUUUUCUUUGGUAUUCCUACACGUUCCUCUCUGAAUUUUUUUAACUUGACUUAUCCAUUGAGUGGACCCUCACAGCUGCAGCUGAUUAUCAUCUGUUUCAUUUGUUGUCAGCCAGUGUGACCGUCAUUUAUGUUAGGAGGUCACAGUCUCACACAUAGAUCACAUCUUAGCUUCUUGUUUACAUUUCAUGCUUAAUGUACUUUUCUUCUUGUAGGUAUUUACAGGUGUAAAAA